AUGGUCUAUCUCCAACCUGAAGAAAAUCCCGCUGCCUUUGCGGCGUUUGCCUCGAUCCCGACCCUAAAAGAUGAAACUAAGGUCCAAACAUUAACACAGAUGAUGAGCGGGCAGAUGAUUCCACCCACUCCUCGAUGGGACUGGUUCGCAACAAGCUUUACACCAAGUUCAUCGCUUUACGAAGAUAUCUCAGAGAUGUUUAUCUCGGCGACGGAAGUAGAGACAAUAAAAUCUCUGCAGUCUGGAACGCUCGCACUGGGUGUCCAGCCGAUUCCGCCCAGCGCUGUAGCUGCCGGGCAUGAGCGCGGCGGAAACGCGCUUGGCCUGCGAAACGAGGCCCAAACUUGGUUCGUCCUGGAUGCUGGCUGGCACAAGCCCACCGACGACGGUACAGUGCACAAUGCGACACGAUCGUUGUUAGAUACGAUUGAGGAAGAUGCACAGCGUAAAGCAGUUUAUGUCCCAUACAUAUUUAUGAAUGAUGCGAGUUGGGAUCAGGAAGUCAUUGGGCACUAUGGAACCAAAAGCGCACAGCGACUGAAGAAGGUGCAGAGUGAAUAUGAUCCUGAUUGUGUCUUUCAGAGUCUUGUACCGGGAGGGUUCAAGUUGUCUUGA
Aspergillus tanneri is the source of this 615-nucleotide messenger RNA. RefSeq lists its product as uncharacterized. The coding region runs from base 1 to 615 and encodes 204 amino acids. Lineage: Eukaryota; Fungi; Ascomycota; Eurotiomycetes; Eurotiales; Aspergillaceae. The record is from RefSeq and is a predicted model, not a curated record. The transcript has 2 exons.